AUGACAGCCUGCUGCAGCUGGAAUGAUGUUUUCCAGUAUGAGACAGACAAAAUCAUCCGGAUCCAAAGCAAGACUUAUGGCACCAUUAAAUGGUUCUUCCACGUGGUGCUCUUUUCUUACAUUGGCUUUGCUUUGGUGAGUGACAAGCGGUACCAGCGGAAAGAGCCUGUCAUCAGUUCUGUGCACAGCAAGAUAAAAGGGAUAGCAGAGGUGAAAAGGGAGAUUAUGGAGAACGGGCAGAAGAAGGUUGUGUGGAAUGUCUUUGACAUGGCGGAUUACACCUUCCCCUUGCAGGGGAACUCCUUCUUUGUGAUGACAAACUUUCUCAAGACAGAAGGCCAAGAGCAAGGGUUGUGUCCUGAGUAUCCCACCCGCAGGACGCUCUGUUCCUCUGAUCGGGGUUGUAAAAAGGGAUGGCUGGGCCCGCUGAGCAAAGGCAUCCAGACCGGCAGGUGUAUAGAUUAUAACGAGAAGCAGAAGACCUGUGAAGUCUUCGCCUGGUGUCCUGUCGAGGCAGCGAAAAAGGCUCCGGAGCCUGCGCUCUUGGUGAGUGCUGAAAACUUUACUGUACUCAUCAAGAAUAAUAUCGACUUCCCUGGCCACAAUUACACCACGAGAAACAUCUUGCCGGAUUUAAACAGCACUUGCACCUUUCACAAGACUCGGGAUCCACAGUGUCCCAUUUUCCGACUAGGAGAUAUCUUCCAAGAAACAGGAGAUAAUUUUUCAGAAAUGGCAAUUCAGGGAGGAAUCAUGGGCAUUGAGAUCUACUGGGACUGCAACCUGGACAGAUGGUUCCAUCACUGCCGUCCAAAAUACAGUUUCCGUCGCCUUGACGACAAGACUGCCAAGGAGUCCUUGUACCCUGGCUACAACUUCAGAUUUGCCAAGUACUAUAAGGAAAAUAACACUGAAAAGCGGACCCUGAUAAAAGCUUACGGGAUCCGUUUUGACAUCCUGGUUUUCGGCACCGGGGGGAAAUUUGACAUCAUCCAGCUGAUUGUGUACAUUGGUUCAACCCUCUCCUACUUUGGUUUGGCCACUGUGUUCGUUGACAUGCUCAUCAAUACUUAUUCAAGUAAAUACUGUCGAUCGCAUGUUUAUCCCUGGUGCAAGUGCUGUCAAUUCUGCGCAGUCAAUGAAUACUACUACAAGAAGAAGUAUGAAUCCAUUGUGGAGCCAACACAGACAUUAAAAUAUGUGUCCUUUGUGGAUGAACCCUAUAUUAGGAUGGUAAAUGAAAGACUACUUGGGAGAAGUCUGCAAGAUGUCAAAGGUGAAAAAGUCCAGAGAUCCCAGCUGGACUUUUCGGACUUGUCCCGGCUGCCUCUGUCUCUUCAUGACCCACCCCCCAUUCCCGGACAACCAGAGGAGAUCCAGCUGCUCGGCGAAGAGGAACGCCUUAAAUCCAGGGACUGCCCGGAUUGGUGCCAGUGUGGAAACUGCCUUCCAUCCCAACUCCCUGAGAACCAAAGACGCCUGGAGGAGCUGUGCUGCCGGAAAAAGCUGGGUGCCUGUAUCACCACCUCAGAGCUAUUCAGGGACCUUGUGCUGUCCAAGAGGGUCCUGCAAUUCCUCCUGCAGUACCAGGAGCCCUUGCUGGUGCUGGAUGCAGAUUCUGCCAACAGCCGGCUGCGGCACUGCGCCUACAGGAGCUACACCACCUGGCGCUUUGGCUCCCAGGACCUGGCUGACUUCGCCAUCCUGCCCAGCUGCUGCCGCUGGAGGAUCCGGAGAGAGUUCCCCAAGAGUGAAGGCCAGUACAGCGGCUUCAAGAGUCCUUACUGA
Rangifer tarandus platyrhynchus (Svalbard reindeer) is the source of this 1788-nucleotide messenger RNA. NCBI's taxonomy places the organism in Eukaryota, Metazoa, Chordata, Mammalia, Artiodactyla, Cervidae. The record is from the annotation of a GenBank genome assembly.